UAACGCAAUUUGUUAAUUCAAAGUUAUCGACCAAAGACAGGUUGUGUGUUUUAAGAGAACCCUCAAAUUGAUGGGGCUCACGAGUAGGUACUUGAAAUUCUUUGCAUGGCUGACAACAGACGAGACAAAAAUGGAAAAAAAAUCGAAACAAAGAAUUGAAAAGGUUGAACAUAUUCCGCCUUAAACGAAUGGAAUAAUAACAAUACUUUUGCCAUGGACGAAAAAAUCAGAAAACCAACGUUCGUGCAAAUCAAGAUUGUCUUUCCGGCGUUAUUCUGCGUUAUUUUGGGGUUAAAUUUAGCUUUGUGUUAUUUACUUUGUGUGCGUGACAUGUUGGUAUUUUUGUGAACCGAAGCAAUGUUAAACUGUCCGGUUUAACAGGCAAAUAACGUCCGUAAUUAAAGUAUUUAUUGCGCAGGCGGCGUAAAGUUGUCUUGACACAGAUGUGGCAGCUGGAUUUUUUCUAUGCAAAGCGAAACCAGUGGCGUAGUACCGUGCAUAUCAUUAACUUUAACUUAUGUAAAUUUUAAAUUCAUCGCGUGAAAACCACAAGCAUAACAAGCGAACGGCGAAUUCAGCUGGCAAGUUCGAUCGAACGGUGGUAAGCUGAGAACUGUUUCCCUUCUGAAAUCCGAACCAACUCAGGCUGUGAAGAAUCACCAGGAUCAUGUGUUGCUAUUUUAUUUCUGUGUUUGACGCAGCUUCAAUGCUUUAAAAACACUGAGUUGAGUGACGGAGUAAAAAGAUGGCUCAGUUCGGUUGUAAGCUGCCGCUGUUUGUAACGAUUGUUAUCGUCGCUGCUGGCGGAUCAAGUGCCUGUCCAAAGUCAUGUAACUGUACCGAGAAGAUGGAAAACGACAAGCCGGGAAUCAUCGUUGACUGCAAGGACAAAGGACUGUCAACCAUCCCCAGCGAGCUCCCACAAAACACGACAACCCUAGACUUGCGGGACAAUCGUGUGAAAUGUGGCUGCGAAUUUUACCACCGAUGGAAAAUACUUAGAAGCAAAGGAGUCGAAAUCCUAGGGAAAUGCAUAGGCUCACAACAGCAAAGUGGACCGUCUUUUAAGAAUCUCAACAACGAAUAUUUUAAUUGUGGAUCAUCUGUGUUUCAAGUCACGAGCAUGGAGUCCACUUCUGUCGCAGUCUCUGCGGCUAAUGUGGAAUCUUCCUCAGUCGUUGGCAAUAUGGAUAUUACGUCAGUCCUGGAUGCCUCCUCAGUUGUGGCCAGUGCGGUUUCUAGCACAGCCGGGGCCUAUAUGGGCCGAAACCCUUCAAGUUCAUCGCAUGUGGCUUCGGAACUUGUCAGUGAUGGAACGAUAAAGACAUCUAAAACCAGUUCUGCACUGGAGUUACCUUUAAGUGAAUAUACAGCGAAACUGUCUCCAUCAAGUUUGGUGACAACUACACGGACAAUUCCUAGAAUUUCCACGUCUUCAUUGCUUAGGUCAACGGCCACCUCCAGUGCAAAAAUUGAUUGGCAUUCCACUGCUUGGACUGCCCCGCCAUUGCAGAGCACUGGUUUUGAAUCACAUACGAUUAGCGCUUCACCAACGGCUACCAGCAUCAUCAAUACCACAGCCACUGCUACACUGCCACCUACAGUCCACGGGCCUCCAGUAAUCGUCAAAUUUGAAGAACAGCGUGUGGUAAAUAUUGAUGAGAUGGUACAAGUCAAAUGUGAUGCCACAGGACACCCACGUCCCAAAAUUCACAUGACGUUUAACACCCGGUCUGUUAAGGACGCGGAGGAUGUGACCGUGACGUCACCGGACUCGGAAACUGAGAUCGAAUUCAAAGCUAUAAGGAAUUCGGAAGUCUAUUGUGAAGCAACAAAUGAAGUUGGCCGAGAUAAGCGCAAAAUGAAAAUACUGGUUAAACAAAAUGGAACAGAGUACCUGCUACUGAAAGUGGAAUUAAUAAAAGAGGACUUUGAUGAGAACAUGAAAAACAAGGGUUCUAAAGAAUUUCAGGACAUGGCUGAAAGGAUAACCAAAGAGGUGCGGUCUGUGUUGGGCCCUCUUCCUAGUUUUCUUGAUGUGAGCGUGGUGAAACUCAAUCCAGGCUCAGUGAAAGCAGACAUUUUGGUAAAAACACUCCAAGACACUGACGAUUCAGUAAGAAAAAGGCUGAAGGCAGAGGUCGACAAUGCAAAGAUUGGAAACUUAGCAGUGGACCGCUACUAUUACACUAUUGAACAAAGCCAAGGUUGUCCAUCUACGUUUGAAAAUGUGACGUGGAAUGAUGCAGUUUAUGGCGAUUUUGACGUACAGCCAUGUCCAAGAGGAGCGAAAGGUUUUGCCAAGCGAAACUGUUCUUCCGGGGGGUUCUGGUACUACCCGGACUACACAAGCUGUAAAAGUGUUGAGUUUGAAAACCUCAGAAAUCAGGUCAAGCAAUAUACAAGUGGUAUCGUAAAUAACGAAAAUGUAGAAAGGAAUAUCCUAACAAGCUUGGAAAAUCUGUUUAACUUGUCGACACCAAAUGAGGACUUCGCAAUGAUGGCAGGGGAUGUUGCUAUAAGCGCAGAAAUAUUGGAAUUCAUCGUUGAUUAUAUUACUAAAGAAAACCAAGAUGACGCUCACAGCUCCACCGAAGUCAAGCAUGUUAUCAACGUUGCAAAUAGCGUUCUUCACAGGAAUAACGAACAGGAGUUUAUAGUCGCUCAAAAGUUGCUACAGACGGCAUCAAGAUUCAUAAGAGUUCUUGAGACAUAUGGUCUCCAGGCUGCUCGGGUAACUUCAUUUGAGGGCGACAGGAAUCUAGAAAUAUUUAUAUCCGAGAAUGUUGUUAUGGGUGCUGGUAAAGCCGAUCCCGAGAGUAUCUCAAAAGAUGUCAUUUUUCCAAACUACGAGUGGGCCGAAUUGGCAAAAGUUCAACAACAAUGGAAUGUCACCACGUUCGUGGUGUUAAGCCAGAAAGUAAUCAAAUCCAUGAAUCCUGGUAAAAACGGAAUAAGAUUUGCUGGCUUCUUAUAUAGAACACUCACCAGGAUCCUUUCUUUUGAAAGUGCGUAUAGUGACAAAGGUAUGGCCUUUGAAAUCAACUCAGCAGUAAUUUCUGCCUCCACGGACCCAAAACCAGAUUCCAAAUUAACCGAUCCCGUCAUCAUCGCCUCUAGUAACCUGCAAGAAGUUGAUCUCGAUGGUGAUGAGCCAAUUUGUGCAUUUUGGGAUUUUAACAUGAAUGCUCCUCACGGGGGAUGGUCUAAGGAAGGCUGCAACACCUCUUCGUACAAUCGUAUGCGAACAACUUGUCGGUGUGAUCACAUGACUAAUUUCGCGGUGUUACGGAACAGAGCUCUUCCUCCAAACGUACAGAAGAUAACAUCAGGAAUAAGUGACUUCAUCCAUUGUCUCUUGAUCGCUUGCUGGAUAAUAAUCGCAUUUGCAGGAAUAACAUUUUUACUUCUCUUAAUUUUAAGCCCAUGGUUGAAGCCAGAUCGUACAUGGGUGAUGCAUAUGUGUGUCUGUGCUUCGAUCCUUGUAGCCUUUGUUCUAAUCCUGCUCGGUCUAGCUUCUUAUAACGACUUGGAGUUGUGUAAUCUUUUGUCGUUCCUGGUUCAUUAUUUCUUCCUUUGCUCCUUUUCGUGGAUUCUUGCCGAAAGCGUUUAUAUGAGAACUUGGGAUACGGAAAAUGGACCGAAAAAGAAAUACUGGAUUGGAUAUUUCCUGCUUGGUUGGGGUUUGCCUGGAAUUCCAAUGCUCAUCACGUGGUUUAUAAACAAGCUUUCGGGUUUUGAGAGCUACCUAUCGUGCUGGAUGUCCUUGUUUAACCCUUUGAUAUGGCUGUUCUUCAUACCGGCGUUAGUUUUCUUUGUGGUCACCUGCGUUAUUUUCGUGAUCGUAUGGAGAGCAGUAACUGGAUUACCAAGACAGAAGCUGAAAGCAGACUACAGAAAAACACGAUUCAGGGUCCAUAUUCGUUACUGCAUCAUCCUUAUGCUUAUGUUCAUGAUCACGUGGCUGGUUGGCAUUCUUUUGAUCACUUAUUAUUGGAAAGCGUUGCUGUGCGUCCUGUUCAUCAUAUGCUGCGUAAUCACGGGAUUUAUGCUUUUGUUAUUUUAUGUGAUCAUGGAUAGACAGGUCCGUGAUGCCUUCAGGCAGUGUUGUUGCUAUUGUAAACGAGGCCGACGAGGAAGUUACUGGGUAAAAGGAGAUAACGUGUGGGUACAGAAACCACCGGAACAACUUGAGUACCAACGGCCAGAGGAAGAGCGUUUAGUAACUGGAAGUGUAGAAGAACAACCAGACCAGGAACGCGACAUUGAACUGAAUGGCCGAGAAUCGACACACGAAAUCGAAGAAGCUUUACUUAGACCUGGGACAAGACCUGAAUUAGAAGAAAGGCGGUCACUGGAGUCUUCCAGAGAGAGUUUUGAGGAUCCUUUCUAUGAGAGUUUGAGGCAGUCUGUUACUGUUGAAGUCCAGCAAGUCCCGUCAGAACCGAAAGAGGAACCCAGGCAAGAGCCUAUAUACGCAAAGGUAAUCAAACCAAAACCUCCAAGACAUCCUGAAUCGGACAGCGACGAUGAGGACCUGACUCCCGAGGAGCGGGAAGCUCGAGGAAUCCGUGGAUUAACACGGGAGCAAGUUAUCCGCAUGGCAAAGAAAUCCGACGCCUCUAAGAGAGUUCUGAAAGAUUAUGAGAGUCCCUCAGGAAGCGCGGAGAUCCUGGACCCGAAUCAACCAGUAUACUUAUUAAAUCAGCAGGAGAUGGACGAAGAGCUUAAACACUUUCGAGCAUUCUUUGCCCAAAGCGAGCCACCUACAACAAGCACACCCACGAAGGAAGAGGGUGCCUCCACAAGUCUAGAGACAACCGACAGUUUCGUAAAGAGAGAAACAUCGACCUCGGUGACAAGGACCCAAUUCUCGUCCUUUUCAUCACAAACGGAUCAGAGCUCCGUAGUGCACAAGAGAUACGACAGAGAGGAGAGCACUUCAAGUUCAAUUACCAAGAAAAUAAUAAGUCAAGAGAGUCAGGAGACUAAAAGUACAUUCCAAAAGACAGUUGGUACGUCACUGAAGUUAGAAGAAACAGCGAUCGAUUCUUCUUUGGAGGAACUUGAACAACGGGCUGACGGAGACGGAAAUGACUCAUCAAGCAAGCCUACUGCUGUGAGUGGUGACAAUGAGGACCUACGUGUAAGUUUGUUGAGUUACUUUACAGCAGCACAUCAUGGGCAUACAGAGGAAGACGAAUGGCGUGAUUUAUUUGAAGCUCUUAAAGAGUGAAUAUUGUUUAGGAAGUGCAGGCAUUUCAGUUCGAAUAGUUCUUAAAAUGUUGUAGGCAAAAUUCUAGAUUGUAUUACAUUGCAAAACAAUGGUUGUGCGUAAUGAUAGAUAAUAGAUAUCUUUAGACCGCUGUUAACUUCUUUUAGCAAUGCUUAAGAGAUGUAUAGAAAAUAGUCUCGUCACCCAGAAAAUGCGGACUCUAAACACAAUCAGACUUAAGUCCUGAAUUUGUACUUUUAUACUUAAAAUUGCCUGAAUUUGUACUUUAAUACUUAUAAUCAGUUGACUGUAGGUUGGGUUUCAAUACUUGUGAUCAGGGUCGUUUUUGGCAUUUUACACAGCCCGUGGUGACUGGAAUCAUAUAUGAAUAGUUUAAGGCCAUUACGACGUCAUAAUCAAUUGCCAUGGCAGCGCUAAAGGUGAAAAAAAUGUCUUCACGUUACCUGUCGUGGCUAGUAACUAAACUACAACAUGUUUAUUUUACAUAUUUUUUCCCCUUGAUAUAAUGAGCAUCUCAACCACAUUUGGCUCGGAAAGGUCUAAGCAGACGUUUUUACAACUUGCUCAAAAUAGAAUCAAAAAUACUGUUCAAAAUGUUUAUUCUGAGAGGAACCCAACGAAUCUGUUCCCCAGAGGAAUUCUUGCUGGUUGGGAAAUUAUUUUCCGUGGCCUUGCAACUGUGAAUUUAUCACUUCUUCUCUUCAAACUUGUCUCAUGGAAAUUAUUAAUUUAGAUCUGGCUGGGAUAAAAUCCAGUGAAGAUCUGCUAUGAUACUAUUCAGUACUAGUUUAACACAAACAAAGACUAUUUUGGUGUAAUAUAUUCUGAACAAACACUCAUUUCUAUCGAUGAUUUUUAAAGGAGCUAGGUCACGUUAUUUGAGGAAUUUCUUUUAUAUUUCGUUAAUUACGACCUCUAAGCUUCAAAUUGGCAGAGCAGCAGUCUUUUAUUGGCAGAAUCAGUGCCACGAAAAAUCUAGGAUGUUUCCCGAUCGUAAAAAUGACAAAUUGAGUUAGGGCUGAUGCAAUCUAUUUUAAUCUUCUCCAAUUUUGCCCUUCCAUGUCCCUUUCUUUCUGUGACGAGUUUGAGUCCUGUGCAGAGUUAAUCAGUUCUUAUUGUGAUAUUUCAGUUGAUUCUAUGACCAACUGGUCGCUGCUGAAAUUGUAUGAGCUUAACCCCUAACUGACUGGGCACUGUAAACGUUCUUUUUAGCUGGCUGGCUGACCAUCCGUUUGGAGAAAGAGGAACAAUUUGAUUUUUCAGUAAGGGGGCAUACAAACAAAUGCGUCAUAUUAGUGCAUUUUUAGCAAAUUGUUUCGUUGGGUGCCCUGUUCAUCACGUCAUUUAGCUACUAAGUGCCUGGUUACAGCAACUCUAACUAUGUAGUUUUUAAAUUAUCGGCCUAGAAUGUGAAAGCGAAAACACUUCGCUGGUUAAAAAAUGUCAACCAUGGGCUGGUGUAAAUUAUUAGGACCCAACCUACUGUGAGCGCUUUCAGUUCGCGCCCACUCGCCACGUCCAAAGCUAGUUAAUGUUACAUACGUUAUAGAUAAGCUUUAAAUACCGCGGGUAUUAUUAGAUAGAUUACAUAGCAAGUCUUAUGCUAGCCAUAUUUCAGGGGAACUGAUGUUCUUCAUUCGCUCAAGCAAUAGCAUUUUUAUUUACUUGCAAGUUUUAAUGUAAACGUUUUCACUAUUGUGUUGAACGUUUCUUGGUCUAUAAUCGCUAAGUUAGUGAGUAAGACAUCUGGUUAAAUUAUCUGUAGAGAUUUUAUAAUUUAUGGCCACGAUUAUUAAUUAAAGUGCUUUUUAGCUAAGAUUAACCUUGGAGAUCUUUGUUAUAGAUAGUUCAAGAUGACUGCAAGAAAAUGAAUAAAACCUGUUUAACUAGAA
Molecule: messenger RNA, 7128 nt
Organism: Orbicella faveolata
Lineage: Eukaryota; Metazoa; Cnidaria; Anthozoa; Scleractinia; Merulinidae
Biological process (GO): cell surface receptor signaling pathway; G protein-coupled receptor signaling pathway
Cellular component (GO): plasma membrane
Molecular function (GO): G protein-coupled receptor activity
Source: RefSeq, a predicted model, not a curated record